AUGCUGCAAGCUGGUAAAAUAGAAGAAAUGGUUAAAGAAAUUGAAAAAUACAAGGUACAUUUGAUAACUCUACAAGACAUCAGGUGGAAGGAUAACGAAAAAAUAAGCAAGUCAGACAAAAUGUGUUCACUACUAAAAGAAAAAUUUUCAAAUAUUUCCUUGGUAUCAGCAUAUACUCUCACAGAGGACAGCAGUGAAAACGUAAAGGAUGUCUUCUAUGAACAACUGUCUGAAGUAUGUGAGGGAAUAAAAAACUAUGAUACUCUCAUUCUGUUGGAAGAUUUUAAUGCAAAAAUUGGGAGACAACACAUUGAAAACAUUACAUUGAAAAACAACACAUUAAAAACAUCGCAGUGA
Messenger RNA from Vespa mandarinia (Asian giant hornet), 357 nucleotides. RefSeq names its product craniofacial development protein 2-like. The record is from RefSeq and is a predicted model, not a curated record. Lineage: Eukaryota; Metazoa; Arthropoda; Insecta; Hymenoptera; Vespidae.